Aethina tumida (small hive beetle) is the source of this 1387-nucleotide messenger RNA. RefSeq names its product protein mothers against dpp-like. The transcript has a single exon. Gene Ontology annotation, molecular function: RNA polymerase II cis-regulatory region sequence-specific DNA binding; DNA-binding transcription factor activity, RNA polymerase II-specific; I-SMAD binding. Gene Ontology annotation, biological process: regulation of transcription by RNA polymerase II; SMAD protein signal transduction; anatomical structure morphogenesis. Bases 4 to 1314 code for a protein of 436 amino acids. NCBI's taxonomy places the organism in Eukaryota, Metazoa, Arthropoda, Insecta, Coleoptera, Nitidulidae. Gene Ontology annotation, cellular component: heteromeric SMAD protein complex. The record is from RefSeq and is a predicted model, not a curated record.
CCAAUGUCAGCCCUCCAGUCGCUGUUUAGCGUCACCAGCCCGGCAACCAAGAAGCUCCUGGGCUGGAGACAGGGCGACGAGGAGGAAAACUGGGCCGAAAAGGCCGUGGACAUCCUGGUGAAAAAACUAAAGAAAAACAAAACCGCCCUGGCCGACUUGGAAGCCGCGUUAUCCAACCCGGGGACGCCCAGCAAGUGCGUCACCAUAUCCCGCAGUCUGGACGGUCGUCUGCAGAUCUGCCACAAAAAGGCGCUGCCCCACGUGAUCUACUGCAGGGUGUGGCGGUGGCCCGACCUGCAGAACCACCACGAGCUGCGCAGCAUCGACACGUGCACCUACCCGUUCGCCGCCAAGCUUAAGGACGUGUGCAUCAACCCCUAUCACUAUGAGAGAGUGCACUCGGACGUCCUGCCGCCGGUGUUGGUGCCCAAAUUCAACGAUAUCGUGCCCGGAUAUUCCAGGCUGCCUUACCCGAAAUACUCGGAGCCUAACAUGCCCUACAACGUGUCGUACACGCAGAACGGCUUCAACAGCAGCCCCCCGCAUCCGGGGUCACCGCAGUCGACGAUCUCCAACCCUGCGAGUCCUCAGAACUACGAAACCGCCUCGUCUGCCUCGUACGCGUCUCCUGCACAUUCCAGUUCGUCUUCAGUUAGUGGGUUAAACAGUCCUGAGCACUCAGUUGCUUACGAAGUUCAGCCUAUUCCGUACCAGGAGCAGCCACGUUGGUCCACCAUUGCCUAUUACGAGUUGAACACCAGAGUCGGCGAGGUUUUCAAUUGCUACUCAUCGAGUGUAUAUGUGGAUGGAUUUACUGACCCCGUUAACAACACGGACAGGUUUUGUCUGGGACAACUCAGUAAUGUCAACAGGAACUCCACCAUCGAAAACACCAGAAAGCACAUAGGCAAAGGGCUUCACUUGUAUAGUGUUAAUGGCGAAAUCUAUCUGGAAUGCUUAUCUGAGUGCUCAAUCUUCGUCCAAUCCAGACUAUCCAACAUGACGCACGGCUUCCAUCCAACCACCGUGUGUAAAAUACCUCCCAAGUGCUCAUUGAGGAUCUUCAACAACGCCAGAUUCGCCCAAAUGCUUUCAGAAUGUGUUAACUACGGGUUUGAGGCAGUUUACGAGUUGACCAAAAUGUGCACGAUUCGAAUAAGUUUCGUCAAAGGUUGGGGUGCUGAGUACCACCGUCAAGACGUCACCAGUACUCCGUGUUGGAUUGAAAUACAUUUACACGGUCCUCUUCAGUGGUUGGACAAAGUAUUGACCCAAAUGGGUUCCCCUCAUAAUGCCAUUAGUUCAGUGUCUUAAUUAACUAAUUAGAAACUUGGAUGUUCAUUAUUUUGUACAUAAUACGAGAUUUCUUUUUUACAUGUAGAUAUAA